Molecule: messenger RNA, 2406 nt
Organism: Oncorhynchus kisutch (coho salmon)
Lineage: Eukaryota; Metazoa; Chordata; Actinopteri; Salmoniformes; Salmonidae
Product: kelch domain-containing protein 10-like
Exons: 3
Coding region: 1-378 (125 amino acids)
Biological process (GO): positive regulation of stress-activated MAPK cascade
Molecular function (GO): protein binding
Source: RefSeq, a predicted model, not a curated record
AUGUCACAGCUGUGUGCAGAUACGGAACGUGUGUUUCUAUGUGGAGGUUACAACGGUGAAGUCAUUGUGGCUGAUCUGUGGAAGAUCAACCUGCAGACGUUCCAGUGGACCAAGCUCCCAGCAGUGAUGCCUGAGCCAGCCUAUUUCCACUGUGCUGCUGUGACCCCGGCUGGCUGCAUGUACAUCCACGGUGGUGUGGUGAACAUCCACGAGAACAAGCGGACUGGCUCCCUGUUUAAGAUCUGGCUGGCAGUGCCCAGCCUACUGGAGCUGUGCUGGGAGCGUCUGCUCAAGGCCCACCCCCAGCUGGCUCAGUUACCCACCAUGCAGCUCCUCCACCUGGGACUCACACAGGAACUCAUCGAGCGCUUGAAAUAAUGGAGGAAGGAUGGAUGGAGAUGUCGGAUGGGAACACAGGAUUUAUUUUUAAGGGGGUCGCCUUGAAGGAGUUGAUGGUCCCUCUGCCUACGUAGCCCCGCCUUAAAACCAAAAACAAUGGGAUGCCUUUUUCUUUUUGCGUUUGGACGUCUGAUUUUACAGGGAAUCCAAGUGGAAUGUUUCUUGACCCCGCCCCCAUUCCCCCGUCCCGCCCCCAUUCCCCCGUCUUGUCUUUGUGUUAAGGUCGCCACCCCCUCUCACACGCUUCUAGCCUCUCAAUCCGCCUGCCUACAGACCCAGACAUCAUUUGCUCCACGGCUUUCAGAUUCACCUCGACCCUCACUACUUUCUCAUUUUAUAUUGGCCUUCAUGACUUUAAUAAGAAUGCCAUUUCAGAGGAAUGAUUAUUUAUGAAGGACAUUUAUUUGUAUGUAUUUUCAUGAGACAUUCUGUUCGCCAUUUCUCUCACAUUUAUUUUCUCUACGUACAAUUAGGAAAGUUCGACUCGGAGUCAGAUGAAAAGUUACAAAAACAUGCCAACUGUCUGGUGUGUUACAAGGGAAGGUAGUAUUGGUACCACCCUCAUGCCAGACUUAGACGCAGGUUGUCGUCAGCACUUUUCCCUAUUCAAGGCUUAUUAACAGUCUGAUUUUAAUAGUUUAUUUGUGUGAAGAACAGACUGAUGCUACUGUAGUUGGGUCUCUAAUAGACCACUUCCCUUUCACCUAAUAUCACACCACACUCCUAAUACCCAUUUAACACUGAUUCAGUUAUCCAAUAUGCAUUCAGGUAUCUUGGAUAUACAUACAGGUAUUUGAAACUAUUAUCUCUGGUAGUUCUCUGAUAUACAGUUCUCUGUGAUGGUUAUCUGCAUCAGUGUCCCAAAUUGCACCCUAUUCUCUCUAUAGUGCACUACCUUUGACCAAGGGACUUAGCCCUUAUACCCACCAUAGUAGAAACCUAAUAUCAAUGGGUAAGAGUCAAAACACCUGGUCUCCAUUCAUUCUGAACUGUAUCAGUCACUUUAGUAUGCUUGUGGAAAGUCCAUUUGUAAACUAAAUCAUCCAUCACUGUGAAUAUGGUGCUCCUUUAAAUGUUUUUAUUUAAAUAAAAUGUUCAAUUUCUGUUCCAACUUUUACUCCAUCUUUGCUAAUAGAACAAAUAUUAACAGAUUUUUGUGGAUCUGUUUAAGUAGAAUACUGACAUUGAUCUGAUUCAUUCAGUGCCUUUCCCAAAGUUUCAAUGAAAUUGAAGUACCACAACCUAGACAGAAGGAAACAUGAGUAAUGGUUUAGCUCGAUCCAAACAUACUGACCAUUUAAACAUGACUCCCAUUUUUGAUCGCUUCUCCUUGUCUAUAAUUUCCCCUCCCAUCAAAGAUACCAUAUGCACCACUUGUCAGAUCAGUCAACAAUGCAUUGAUGAAUCUUUUCAUUCUGUGCCCUUUCCAAACACAUUGAACUGCUCCAUUGUCAAGCAAUCAUUGGACAAAUAGUUGAAGCAGCAAUAAUGUGGGAAUAUGUAUUUAUGCUGCUGUAUUUAAGGAUGCUUUAGAGUUCAUGUUGUACUUGGGAGCUGAAUCUGAACAGUAUUCUGCUGUUAAGGCUCAAUGUAUGCAGACAGAGUGCCAGGGUCAGAUAAUCAACACAGAUCAGAUUAUAUGCUGAGCUGGGAACGUGGUUUAACGCCAAAUAUUAUGGCACCUUGAAUUCAAUGCCAUUAAAUCUGCCUUGUGGAACAAAAUAGUAUUUAUUGAUCGUUGCCAAGGGGGUAGUUUAAAAUGUCAAUGAAUACCCAUGAUUCCCUACUCCCCAUCAAGGAAAUGCCUAAAUCUGUGCCUGUCCUCAUUCUAUUACACCUCUUCUCCGCAUGUCAUUAGUCACCUUUUAAGUUGGAAAAGUCGUCUCCCCUGGACUUGAAUCCUUGCUGUGCAGCAAAUGGUUAAGGCGAUCGCUGAAUUGAUAAUUGUAUUGGUGAAUGUUAAAUUUUUCGAUUGUUGACGAGUCAAUAAACAUGUACUGUAAAUAG